This is a messenger RNA of Colletotrichum phormii, 219 nucleotides long. RefSeq lists its product as uncharacterized. The record is from RefSeq and is a predicted model, not a curated record. The transcript has 2 exons. Bases 1 to 219 code for a protein of 72 amino acids. NCBI's taxonomy places the organism in Eukaryota, Fungi, Ascomycota, Sordariomycetes, Glomerellales, Glomerellaceae.
AUGCAAUUCACCACUCUCUUCGCUCUCGCAGCCGCCCUGGCCUCGCCAGCGAUCGCAGCCUCUUGCAGACCCUACAACAACCCGGGCAUGAUGGAGGGCAACCGAUGCACCGCCAAAGAAUCAUGCCCGUGGGGCCAGCGUUUCGGAGAAAUCAAGGGAUACAACUUUGGCGAUUGGGGCAAGCCGUGCUCUGUUGAUUUCACCUGCUGUACUCGGUAA